AGGAAUGAAAGAGGCACAAAACAGGUGGACAAGUUGAGGAAAAGAGGCCGUCAUUUGAAAGCCUGUGAUGGAGUGUGUGCCACUUGUUAAGCACAGGUCACACACAGAUGGUUAUCCAAGCCCAGGUUUGUCAGAGUGGCAUGCCCUCUCUUGCUUCUCUUCAAAGGUGAAAUGCAGCAAGAGUGGAGGGAGAGAGAGAGAGAGUGGAAAAUGAGAGAGUGUCUAGAUAAGUGUUUGGAUAGACACAGGCGUUUAUUUGUUGACUGACAGAUCAAACUCAAAACAUUGACUGGCCUUGGGCUCCACAACAGGGAGGGAAGGCACCAGUGGGAGUGGCUGGCUUUCGACUGAUGGGACAGACAGCUCACCAGAGAAUCCGGAAGGAGGGAGAGAAUGAGGGAGGAGUGCAGAGGUGAGGAACAGGGGAGCAAGAUAAUGUAAGGAUUAAAGUAGGGGAGGAGAUAUCAAAACGCACAAACAGCAGAGAUAGAAGGGCCUGUGCCGAGAAAGACAGACACGGACAACUAUUCGACAAGAUCUCUAGAGCAAGGACCUUACCUUGUGAUUGGAAGCGCUACAGUGCAGCUUAUGUUUUGUGGAAGCAUUUCUGAAAGGUGCACUACUUGGUGGAUGUGGGCAGGGAUACAGAUUCACUGCAACCUGUCUGUGAGGAACAUCACAAUAUCAGUGUGAAGUCAACCACAGAGCCAAAAUGACAGCUGCCACGAGACUAUUGGACGAGAUGUGCCAUCUCACGGCCCAGUCGCUUACAUCACUGGAGACCUCGGACCACUUCCAGGUGGUCAAGAUGUUAGGGGAGGGGUCGUACGGGAAGGUCAUGUUGGCUGUACAUCGGAAAAGAGGAACUCCAAUGGCCCUGAAGUUCUUUCCUCGUGAUUCCACAAAUCUCUUCUCCUUUUUGCGAGAGUAUAACCUCUCCCUCUCCUUCUGCACUCACCCGUCCCUGACCAAGGCCCUGGGCAUUGCCUUCUCCACCCCCUCACAUUACGUUUUCGCCCAGCAAGCCAGCCUCUUCGGUGAUCUAUACGACGUCAUUGUCCCUGAGGUGGGUGUGGAGGAGGACUGCGUCCAGAGGGUGGUUUCCCAGCUGUGCGGUGCCCUAACCCACCUCCACUCCCUGGGCUUCGUCCACCGCGACGUCAAGCCCGAGAACAUCUUCCUGGUCGACGCUGCCUGCCGCUGGGUCAAACUGGGCGACUUCGGUAUGGCCAAGGCCACGGGAACCAAGGUACCCGGUGUGUGGUACAGUUCUGCUUACUGUACGCCCGAGGCAGAGAUAGCGAAGGAGUCGGAGGAUAGUAGACAUAAUACUGCUUCAAAACYUGAUGGAGGAAAUGGGUUGGACAACAAGAUCAAGAGGGUGUGGGUGUCGGUGGAGGUCAGUACAGACUGCUGGGCCUUGGGGAUCCUCAUCUACGCCAUGCUGACUGGCAGUCUACCCUGGACGCAGACCGCGUCCGACGACCGCUCGUACAUCAAGUACCAAGAGUGGUUUGACCAGCAAGAUGGUCAGGACGACGAACUAGACCUAUGGGGGGAAGGAAAAGACGAGGACAUCAUGAGGAGUUUGGAUGAAGACAAGCCGAAUCGGAGCAAGAGAAAAUCCCAUCCGGUCGCCCCCCAGUUUGCCUGUUUCACCCCACUGGCCAGUUCCCUUUUCCUGUCACUACUUCACCCGCAGCCUAGGCUUCGCGGUAGGCCCGACGAUGUGCUGGGCUACCUCGGAGGAGACUGGUUGCAGGUGAAGGAGAAGAUACAGCUGGAGGAGGAGAGGAAGAAAAUGAGAGGGCGAGAGGUCAUCAGGAACGAGAGAGAGAGGGAAGGAAGGGGAGAGGGAUAAAGGAGUGGCGACACACGAUCAUGAACUCACAAACUCAGAGGUGAAAGAGACAAUAUUUUUUGGACCUUCCAGAAGACAAUACAUAUCCUCUGAUGUGUCACAUUGGUGCUUAAAAAGACAUUGUACAGUAUAUAAUACCACUACAGUUGCACUUACUGUAAGAUAAAUAGCCAUCAAGUCAUUGUUGAUACUGGAUAGCAUUUGGGGAUAGACACAGCUGCAAUUGGCUACUUUAAGGACUUGAAAGCACUUUACAAUUAUCAUUUUGAUGUGUUCAAUCUAGUAAAUUCUAAGUGUGACUUGAUGAUGGUGUUUCUGUAUUCUAAUGUUUUUUUAUAAUAUGUAAAUGUCAUAUUAUUUCUUGUGGUUGGA
Messenger RNA from Salvelinus sp. IW2-2015, 2233 nucleotides. RefSeq names its product serine/threonine-protein kinase SBK1-like. Lineage: Eukaryota; Metazoa; Chordata; Actinopteri; Salmoniformes; Salmonidae. Gene Ontology annotation, biological process: peptidyl-serine phosphorylation; peptidyl-threonine phosphorylation. The record is from RefSeq and is a predicted model, not a curated record. Gene Ontology annotation, molecular function: ATP binding; protein serine/threonine kinase activity.